Molecule: messenger RNA, 2474 nt
Organism: Mugil cephalus (flathead mullet)
Lineage: Eukaryota; Metazoa; Chordata; Actinopteri; Mugiliformes; Mugilidae
Product: aspartate aminotransferase, mitochondrial-like
Exons: 10
Coding region: 83-1369 (428 amino acids)
Biological process (GO): L-aspartate catabolic process; biosynthetic process
Cellular component (GO): mitochondrion
Molecular function (GO): pyridoxal phosphate binding; L-aspartate:2-oxoglutarate transaminase activity
Source: RefSeq, a predicted model, not a curated record
ACACAGGCCAUAGUGCCGUGGUCGCGCCUGCCCUUCAGAUCUGUCCACAUCCUACUAGGCUCUGCUCCCAAGCGCAGCUAAGAUGGCUCUGCUCAAGUCUAACAAGGUGAUCUACUGCCUGGGCAACAUUUCCCCGUCCCUGGGAGUCCUGUCCACCCGUAACAGCUCAUGGUGGGGUGGAGUGCAGAUGGGUCCCCCCGAUCCCAUCCUGGGGGUGACCGAAGCCUUCAAGAGGGACACCAACCCCAAGAAGAUGAACCUGGGAGUGGGAGCCUACAGGGAUGACCAGGGAAAACCCUUUGUUCUCAGCUGUGUUCGCAAGGCAGAAGCUUUGAUUGCAGCCAAACAGCUGGAUAAAGAGUAUCUUCCCAUCGGUGGUCUGGGCGAAUUUAACAAGGCCUGUGCUCAGCUGGCUUUUGGUGCUGAUAAUGAGGUCUUGAAGGCCAACAGGAACAUCACUGUGCAGACCAUCUCAGGAACUGGAUCUCUGCGCAUUGGAGCCAACUUUUUGUCCCGUUUCCAUGGAGGUCCACUUGAUGUGUACCUGCCCAAACCCUCCUGGGGAAACCACACACCCAUCUUCAGAGAUGCCGGCAUGCAGCUCAAAGCUUACCGAUACUAUGACCCAUCCACCUGUGGCUUCGACUUCAAAGGAGCUCUGGAAGACAUCUCUAAAAUUCCAGAGAAGAGUGUGAUCCUGUUGCACGCAUGCGCCCACAACCCCACCGGCGUGGACCCCAACAAAGAGCAGUGGAAGGAGAUGUCUGAGGUUGUGAAGAAAAGGAACCUGCUGGUGUUCUUCGACAUGGCGUACCAGGGCUUCGCUAGCGGAGACAUUGACCGCGAUGCCUGGGCUGUGCGCCACUUCGUUGAGCAGGGCCACAACAUCGUGCUGUCCCAGUCCUACGCCAAGAACAUGGGACUCUAUGGUGAGCGUGUGGGAGGCUUCACUGUGGUGUGUAACGACGCAGAAGAGGCAAAGAGGGUGGAGUCCCAACUCAAGAUCCUCAUCAGGCCCAUUUACUCUAACCCACCGAUGAAUGGCGCCAGAAUUGCCAGCACUAUUCUCACCACACCAGACCUGCGGUCUCUGUGGCUGGAGGAGGUCCACGGUAUGGCCAACCGCAUCAUUAAGAUGAGAGAGCAGCUGGUGGCUGGUCUGAAGAAGCAGGGCUCCAGCCACAACUGGCAGCACGUCAUCGACCAGAUCGGGAUGUUCUGCUUCACAGGCCUCAAACCUGAACAGGUCGAGCGCCUGACAAAGGAGUUUUCGGUGUACAUGACCAAGGAUGGCAGAAUUUCCAUGGCUGGCGUGACCUCUGGGAAUGUGGGCUACCUGGCUGAGGGAAUCCAUGCUGUCACCAAGUAGAGCGGAUCCUGCUGAGAGAGCAACAAAAUCAAAGGAGCAGUGAUGAAGAGGAGCUUCAUGUGUCACUUAUUCUCUGUCUCCUCCAUCCUACCUUUAGAUUCAAUAUUUACUUAAACUUGUUCUUGAUUGGAUUUCAUCAUUAACUAGUGAUGGUUACUGUUGUUGAACAGUUUGGACUCUUUACAUUUCACUGUACAACAGACUUCCCUGCUAAAUUGUAAAACACACUUAUUUAUUAUGUGGAACCAAAUGUUGGCUGUGCAUUAGUGAUCUCCUGUUCUUUUUAUCUGCUGUGGGCCCACUCACUGGAAAACACCAAGGAACCAACAUUGGGUACUGGUAGACUGUCCGUUAAUUUUAAGACGAGUUGUCUUUGUGAAAGUCUGUAGAAAACGUGAGUAGUAUUUUUUUUUUUUUUUUUUUUUUUUUUUUUUUUUUGGGUUUAUAAUGGUGGAUUUGUAGCACUUUAUAAGAUGCAAGGCACUGUUUGAGUUUCAAGACGUGACGGACCUCUGUCAUUGGGCUUUAUUGUAUUACCAGGCAUUUGUCAAUCAGGUUAUCACUUUGCUAGUUUAAUCUGAUGUAGUUAAUCUGAACUAAUCAAGCAUGUUGUAAUUUAGUCUCUGUUGUCUCUCUUUGGAAUUUGAUCUUCUUUCUCCCUUCUAUUCAGUACUUUUCCAGUAGACUUUGUGAAUCUUUUUGGUUGAAGUCUCUCAGUUGUUUUUCUAAUCCCUGUAACUUUAAAGCACACAAGCCAAAACUAGAAUACUGAUUGGUGAUAAAUCUAAUACCCCAUUUUUAAUGUUCAGAAAGGAAGUACUAGAUACCAGUACUAAUGUUCUCUCUGCGUGGGCUACCUGGUUAGGGUGAACACAGGAAUAUGCACAUGCUGCUCAUUUACCCAGACUCCAUGUUUGACUGUAUGAACGGUUCGUCAUUAAUACUGAAAUACAGACAGCUUUCAGAAAUGUUGGGGAUUUCCCCAGUUUGCUCAUACUUCAGACACACUGGCACUUUAUCGCCAUGUGUAACUUGCAUUCUGUCAUUAAAUAUGGAUCAUUGGUAAUGUACCUUAUUGAACAAACAAUAAAUCAUUAUAUAGUAA